Molecule: messenger RNA, 1765 nt
Organism: Aspergillus uvarum CBS 121591
Lineage: Eukaryota; Fungi; Ascomycota; Eurotiomycetes; Eurotiales; Aspergillaceae
Gene: aglA
Product: putative alpha-galactosidase
Exons: 1
Coding region: 22-1647 (541 amino acids)
Biological process (GO): carbohydrate metabolic process
Molecular function (GO): hydrolase activity, hydrolyzing O-glycosyl compounds
Source: RefSeq, a predicted model, not a curated record
CAACUCACAACAACCCCCAAAAUGCGUCCCCCAACCCUAACCCACCUCCUGCUCACCCUCCUCACCAUCACCACCCCCCACACAACCGCCACAACCAACAACCCCAGCACCCUCCCCACCCCGCCAAUGGGCUUCAACAACUGGUCGCGCUUCAUGUGCGACCUCAACGAAACCCUCUUCGUAACCACCGCAGCCGCCAUGCAAACCACCGGCCUGCAAGCCGCAGGGUACACGCGCCUCAACCUCGACGACUGCUGGAUGGAAACCGCCCGACUUGCCAACAACACCCUAACCUGGAACACAACCAAGUUUCCCCAGGGGAUUCCCUGGCUCGCCACCCACCUGCGCUCCCUGAACUUUUCCUUAGGCAUCUACCAAGACGCCGGCAACGCAACCUGCGGCGGCUACCCGGGCUCCUACGGGCACGAAGCCCUCGACGCCGCCACUUUUGCAGCCUGGGGCAUCGACUACCUCAAACUCGACGGGUGCAACGUCUUCCCCGCAGCGAACCGCACCCUCGAACAGGAAUACCGGGCUCGCUACGCGACCUGGCACAAAAUCCUGACCACCCAAGCAGCCACCCAGGCCCGCAAACCCCUGAUCUUCUCCGAGUCCGCACCCGCCUACUUCGCGGGUACCGGGAAUAAUACCGAGUGGUACAGAGUCAUGGACUGGGUCCCGCGGUACGGCGAGCUGGCGCGCCACUCGACGGAUAUCCUGGUAUAUGCCGGCGCCGGCAGCGCGUGGGAUAGUAUUAUGAAUAACUACGACUAUAACGUGCUGCUGGCCCGGUAUCAGCGGCCGGGGUACUUCAAUGAUCCGGACUUCUUGAUCCCGGAUCAUCCGGGCUUGACGCUGACUGAAAAAAAGAGUCAUUUUGCGUUGUGGGCCGUUAUGGGCGCGCCGUUGAUUGUUAGUGCCUUUAUCCCGGGGUUGGAGGGGGAGGUGCUUGAGGUUUUGAGGAAUGAGCGGUUGAUUCAGGUGGAUCAGGAUGUGUUGGGGCUGCAGGCGACGCUGGCGGUUAGGGCGGUGGGGGAGGGGGUGGACGUGUUGACGCGGUCGUUGGGGAAUGGGGACCGCGUGGUUGCGGUGCUGAAUCGGGGGAAUGGGACGGUGGAUUUUGGGGUGACUGUGGAGAGGUUGGGGUUGCAGGCGGAUUGUGAGUAUGAGGCAGAGGAGCUGUGGGACGGGGGGGUGGUGAGGGUGGAGGGGAGUUUGUCGGUGCAGGGGUUGCAGGCGCAUGCGACGGGGGUCUGGAGGGUUAGGGUUCCGGCUGGCUGUGGGGUGGUCCCCACGGGAAUCGUGUUGAAUACCGCGUCCGGGCGGUGUUUGACGGCCAGGGAGGGGGAGAGAGUCGGGUCUGAGACGUGCGAGGCGCUGGAUGCGCAGGUCUGGCAGAUUACUGCACAGGGCGCGCUGCGGCCGCUGUCGAGUACGGCGCUGUGCUUGACGGCGGCGUCGGGGGAGGUGAGCUUGCAGGCUUGCAAGGGAGGUGCGGAGCAGAAGUGGGAGUAUGCGAUUUCCGGGAAUCUGAGGAAUGCGAAGACCGGGGAGUGUCUCACAGAGGGAGACGCACUGGUGGGCGCUUGUUUAGUGGAGGCGGAUAGUCAGGUCUUUGGGUUACCGAGUGGUGUUGCUCUGGUUUGAUUGAUAGACUGCAUGGCUUGGGGUGAAGGCUAGAAAGAACAGGUUGAAUAUAUAUGCUAUGAGGUUGACGAUACAUGUGCGAGUGGCUCGUGCGCUUCAUAUUCACUGUCAAAUUGCG